UUAUAGUGAAAACGUAUUCUACCCCUCUGCACAAAGACCAGUGUGCAGUCGCAGUCUCCUCCACGCUGUGAGUGCGCAGCGCCUGCACAGAUCGCUCCACUUUUGGAACUUAACCACAUUGCUUGAACCUGCAUACCUUUACUGCUGUUUUCUCGGCCGUGAACGACCCUCAGUGUUCCGCUGUGGCUGUUUUCCAGCAGAUACUCCGAGCCCGAAAACCGUCGGGACCAGUGAAGAGAGAAGCUGCGGAGUGGUCUGGAAACUUUUGCCAUCAUGAGCUCGCAGACGGUCAACCUUGAUACCUACAGCCUGUCGUUGCUCACGGCCAAAGAGGACAUCCUCAACCCCCGUUCCUCCACCAACUGGGCAAUAUUCGCAUAUGAUGGAGUCACCAACAAGCUCAAACUGGCUGACUCAGGAGCGGGUGGUGUGGCAGAGCUGGCAGGGAAGUUUCACAUCUCCAAGCCUCAAUAUGGACUGUGCAAAGUGGGAAGUGUGGAGACAGGAGGCCCCCGGAUUGCAAUGAUCAGCUGGGUCGGCCAAAAUGUGGAUGACUUCCGAAGGACAGAAUGUGCCAGCCACAUUCCAGCCAUUAAAAGCUUCUUUAAGGAAGCGCAUGCGUUCAUUAGUGCAGAGAAAGUGGAGGAUGUGACAGAGGAGAAGAUAAGAGCAGAGCUCAGCAAGGCCCAGGCCCAUACUCCCACACAGUGGGUGAGAAGGAGCUCCAGGUCUGCAGACAAGGAGGACUUAGUGGGUACAAACUACAGAAAAACUAAUGCUGCAAUGGAGAUGAGACGAAUAAACAGAGACUCCUUCUGGGCACGUGCAGAGCGUGAAGAGGAAGAGAGGAAAGAAGAGGAGAAGAGACGAGCAGCAGAGGAAAGACGCCGCCUCGAAAGAGAAAGAAUUUCAAAGGAGCGGAGGGAUGCAGAAGAGAGAGACAGAAAGAUGAAUGAGAAGCUACAGAUGAUUGAGGAGCAGAGAAGAAAACAGGCAGAGCAAGAAGAAGAGCUGCGCAAAAAGGAGAAAUUCAGAUGGGAUCAGGACCAGAGGGAGCAUAUGGAAGAUAUGAGGGCUCGUCUGAGAAGGAGUGAGUCUAUAGAGAAAGCAGCAGAGGCAGCAGCAUUAGUGUCCCAGCGCUCCAUAAACCCAAGGGAGUUCUUCAGGCAGCUGUCAUCAUCAUCAUCACAAAGCCCCACCAGCCCCGGAUCCUCCCGCACUGGCAAACCAUUCAGACGAUACCAGCGCAGCCUGACAGAUACAGCCUUCAUCUUCUCUAAAGCAGAAGACAGCACAUCAUCCUCCCCUUACAGUUCACCCCUGGUCUCCCCCUUCUCCCGGGCUCCUCCUUCCCCUAUCUACCGCACCACGUCGCCCCCCACAAGCCCCGAUUUCCGCCCCGUCACCUCUCCACAAAGGCCCAGAGCCCCCAUGUCACAGCCUACAUCACCUCUUCGGCCUGCCCCUCCAGCCUCGGCCCUGCCCAGCGUUCCACAAACUAACAACCAAGAGCAGGCUGAGCCCAAACCACCGUCACCCACACAACCUUCUGCACCUCCAGCCUCCCCUACUCUCUUGGCUUCCUCGUCCCCCAGUUUAGUAAAUAACAAGCUCUCUCAGUCACAUCCAGAGGCCCUGCCCGCCUCGCCCCCAAAUACACCAAUCCAGCCAGAGCACUCUGCUUUCUGCUUCGAGCAUGGUGUAGCUCCACAGGCUCCAACAGCUCCUCUUCCAGAGAAACCACAGCCAAACACAGACCUCAACACAUCCACUCAUGUGCACACUGAGCUGGUCUCAGACGUUGGCUACAAAGUGCAGGCUGUACUGGUGGAGGAGGACGAGGAAGAGGAUGUGGAGGAGCACGAGGAGGAGACGGCUGAAACACAACCACAGCCUUGCACUGUUGCCACAGAACCAGUCCAGGCCGAGGCAGGAGAGCAGGACAAAGAGGAGGAGGAAAAGAAGAAGGAAGAGGACAAGGAGGAAGAGGAGGAGGGAUUAAAACAGGAUGCUGAGCAUGCACUACUUGUGGAUCCAGUGGAAGUGGUGCAGGAGGAAGAGGAGGCAAAGGAAGAUGGAGAGGAGAAUGACCAAUCAGGAGACAGUCAGGCCCACUCUGAGCCUGCUGAGUUUGCUGAGUCAGCAGUCACUGAUGCCGAACCAAUUUGUCAAGUAAUCAAACACGAGACUGUCGUCCUGUCAACCAAUGGGAUUACCAAUGGAGAGGACAUAGAGGAAGAGAAUGGCAUAGAGCGAUCUUUGAGUCCAUCUGACACAGAAUUCAGCUCACCAGAGCUGGCUGGCUGCUAUGAUCUUCAUGGCACAGCAGAGGAGGAUGACGUUGUUGAGGAUAAGGAACAGAUGAUCUCAGAAAAUGGACAAGAGGUUUUAGCCGAGAGACAAAUGUGCGUCCGAGCUCUUUAUGACUACCAAGCAGAGGACGAAUCUGAGAUCUCUUUUGAGCCCGGUGACAUCAUCAAGGACGUGGAAACGGUGGACAAAGCCUGGUGGAGGGGAUGGAGCAAAGAUGGCCGCCAAGGCUUGUUCCCUGCCAAUUAUGUGGAGACCAUAUAGGCAGGCAGAAACACACUAGCACACACAAACACACAUAUACACACACACACACACACACACACACACACACACACACACACACUCAGGGAUGCCAUCUCCCCUCACAUUUGUGCAUGUUUUUUGUUUUUUUUACCUUAAUCCUCCCACUGAAACUUUGUACUCUCUAUUUUGUAGGAAGGAUAAAGAAAAAUGUGACUCCCUGUUUUGUAAAAAGCAUAAAGGAAAGUGUGACUCUCUAUUUUGAUGUUUUGUUUUCAGUAAAACAAAAUAGUCUCACAAGUAUGCAGAAAUUACCCAGCCUCAUUUUCUUGGAUAAAAUAGCAGAGACCUUUUCCUGGACCAAAAUAACUUAUUUCCUUUUGAGAUACAGCAGGAAUGUUGGUGGGAGGGAUCAGAUCACGAUGACAAAGGAUCACAAACUUGCUUUUAUUGUGAGAAACACAAACAGAUUUUUAUAGUGUAUCGUCUUCUUUUUGAUCCACACAUAUAACAAGCAUCCCAUUCUGCUCACCGUUUGCUUUGUGUGUUACAUUGCUAAAAAAAAUUGUACUGCUCUUGACUGGUAUAUAUAAUCAAGAUACAUGUAUCAGCCAUCCUCUUAUAAUCAUCUUCCUGUAUUUCCUGAGUUAUGUGUCACACUUUUUAGUUACUGACAGUCUCACUGCACAUUUUAAUGACCAGAACAGCAGCAUAACAAAAGAUAAACAAGCAGAGGAAAAAGGCACCUGUAUCGCUCUAUCACACUUUAAGAUAGGCUGUAUUUUGUUCAUAUGGUGACGGCCUUUCACACAUUUUAUGUCAUCUUAAUUUUUCCUAGAUUUUACGGAAUUAAAGCAUUAUGUCGACACAGACAUGAAAAAAAAAUAUCUUCCUAUUGUAAUCUUCUGUAAUAUCUUAAUAAUCUGCACUGUAUAUAAUAAUGUAUAAAACAACAUCAAAGAUCUUCUCCUUUUCUAUACUUGGCUUGUGUUUGUAUGCUGUAUGCUUGUUUGAUGGAAUGUAUGUUCUUUGUAUUUACUCGAAAACUUACAAAUAUAUAGCAUCUACGAACUCAAA
This is a messenger RNA of Sander lucioperca (pikeperch), 3630 nucleotides long. Its product is annotated as drebrin-like protein A. The record is from RefSeq and is a predicted model, not a curated record. The transcript has 16 exons. Gene Ontology annotation, biological process: neuron projection morphogenesis; positive regulation of dendritic spine morphogenesis; postsynaptic actin cytoskeleton organization. Gene Ontology annotation, molecular function: actin filament binding. Bases 274 to 2574 code for a protein of 766 amino acids. NCBI's taxonomy places the organism in Eukaryota, Metazoa, Chordata, Actinopteri, Perciformes, Percidae. Gene Ontology annotation, cellular component: actin filament; plasma membrane; postsynaptic membrane.